GCCAAAAUGCUGCCCGCAAUCCUCCUCCUCGCAUCCAUCGGCACCACAUCCGCCAUCCCGCAAGAAACCCGCACCAUAACCGCCAACCCCGCCAGCCCAACCGACGAACCAUCCUACACGCGCAGCGACGACUUCCAAGCCGCCAUGCUGACGACCCACAACCGCUUCCGAUCGCAGCAUUCCGCCCCGGACCUCGAGUGGAACGACACGCUGGCCGACUCGUCCGCCUCGCACCUCGACGAGGUCGCCACCCCGUCCCGCUGCGAGCUUGCGCACUCGGGCGGGCCCUACGGCGAGAACCUGGCCCUGGGGUACGCCGACGCGGCGGUGGGCGUGGUGGCGUGGGGCGACGAGCGGCGCCGCUACGACUUUGGCAGCGGCGAGUUCGACGACCGCACCGGCCACUUUACGCAGAUGGUGUGGAGGGACACGAGCGACGUGGGCUGCGGGAGGAAGCUGUGCGGCGGCGGGGACGACGGCGGCGCGAGGUGGUUCCUCGUCUGCCAGUACUGGCCCCGGGGCAACAUUGUGGGUUCCUUCACGGAGAUGGUGCAGAGGCCGAGGGAGGGGGUCGAUAUGGGGAACGCGGCUGGGGCGGUUGGGCCUGGGGGAUGGUGGGUGGGGCCUUUGGUGGUUGCGGGGUUGCUGCUGUAG
Molecule: messenger RNA, 654 nt
Organism: Pyricularia oryzae 70-15
Lineage: Eukaryota; Fungi; Ascomycota; Sordariomycetes; Magnaporthales; Pyriculariaceae
Exons: 1
Coding region: 7-654 (215 amino acids)
Cellular component (GO): extracellular region
Source: RefSeq, a predicted model, not a curated record